Molecule: messenger RNA, 2912 nt
Organism: Lates calcarifer (barramundi perch)
Lineage: Eukaryota; Metazoa; Chordata; Actinopteri; Centropomidae
Gene: stub1
Product: STIP1 homology and U-Box containing protein 1
Exons: 8
Coding region: 261-1115 (284 amino acids)
Biological process (GO): protein polyubiquitination; positive regulation of proteolysis; protein quality control for misfolded or incompletely synthesized proteins
Cellular component (GO): Z disc; cytoplasm
Molecular function (GO): protein-folding chaperone binding; ubiquitin protein ligase activity
Source: RefSeq, a predicted model, not a curated record
GCUUCCGUCGACGUCGCAUAUGCGCUUGACGUCAGCAUAACAACAACCUGUCAUGACAGCUCGUAUGAAGGAAAGAAAUCGGUUAUCAUUUGAUAUCAAAGUAUAGAAAAUCUGUUUUCCUCUAUGUAAGAUCCCUUCCACAAGUGUGUGAGAUCCAGCAGGGACAGGGCAUUCUUGAGCCUGUCUGUUAGCCAGCCGAAGAGACGGGGAACAGGAUAGGGAAGCAGGGCGAGGCGGGCCCCGCGGAGCCGGCGGAGAAAAUGGCCGGCAGCCCGGAGAAGAGUUCCACCGCGCAGGAGCUGAAAGAGCAGGGGAAUCGUCUGUUCCUCUGCCGCAAGUACCAGGAGGCUGCUACAUGCUACAGCAAAGCUAUCAACCGUAAUCCAUCUGUGGCAGUGUACUACACCAACAGGGCUCUCUGCCACGUGAAGCUGCAGCAGCAUGACAAGGCUCUGGCAGAUUGUAAGCAUGCGCUGGAGCUGGACAGCCAGUCAGUCAAGGCCCACUUCUUCUUGGGCCAGUGUCACUUGGAGCUGGAGAACUACGAUGAGGCAAUCGGCAACCUGCAGAAAGCGUAUAACCUGGCAAAAGAACAGAGGCUGAAUUUUGGAGAUGACAUCCCCAGCGCUUUGCGCAUUGCCAAGAAGAAACGCUGGAACAGCAUUGAGGAGAAGCGCAUCAACCAAGAGAACGAGUUACAUGCUUAUUUGACCAAACUCAUACUGGCUGAGAAGGAAAGAGAACUAGAAGAAUACAAAGAAAAACAGGACGACAAUCAAAAUGGAGGUGAUGCUGCCAAGAUCGCAUCAAAACAUGACAAAUAUCUUAUGGACAUGGAUGAGCUCUUCUCUCAAGUGGAUGAGAAAAGAAAAAAGCGGGAGAUCCCAGAUUACCUGUGUGGGAAGAUCAGUUUUGAGCUGAUGAGGGAACCCUGCAUCACACCCAGUGGAAUCACCUAUGAUCGCAAGGACAUUGAAGAGCACCUACAGCGAGUGGGUCAUUUUGACCCUGUCACCAGGAGUCCCCUAACCCAAGAUCAGCUGAUUCCAAACCUGGCCAUGAAGGAAGUCAUCGAUGCCUUUAUCCAGGAGAACGGCUGGGUGGAGGACUACUGAAGGGACCUCCCCAUUUCUCCAUCAUACCCCGAUACUCAACACAAAAGCCUGGACAAGACAAAGACUUUAGAGAACAGAUCACCCCCUUGCCUGGAUAUGUACUUUACACAAGCGGGAAAAGCCACACUAUGGACUACCAAAUGGGAGCCAUGUAUCUCGGUCUGCCUCUCCUCCCCACAUUUUAUCUUUGCUGUAAAACUUCCCUGCUCCAACUUUCCGAGGCUCGAUGUUCAUGGCCUGCUGCUCCCUUUAAAAGCCCUUCUCAUUCUGCUUUUUCUAUACUUUCUCUCUUAACUUCCUCUUCCUCUCUGCCAUGCUUUUUCUAGUCUUUCCAGCCUGACUUUCUUUACUCCAAAUAAGGGGCCACAUUCUCAGGUCUCUUCUUAUUCCCUCCCUACUCUCUCUUUCUCUUUCUCUCUCUUUCACUCUCUCUCCCUCUCUCUAUCUCUGAGUGCCACAAUCUUUGAUAAGCAUCAGCAUUGCACUCCAGUGUUUCACAAACACCACCAAUGUAAAAAAUAAUUCUACAUUUUGGUGGCAGAAUUCAUGAAGACAUUGGCCUUUUAUUUGGCAUUUACUCCAGUAUUUCAUAGUCUUUUCCUUUAAAAAUGGAGCAUCUGCCAACUUCUUAUUGUACAUUUGCUGAAGCGGUAACAAAAAAAAUGCCAAAACCCUAUUCUCAACAAGUUUGUAUGCAAGUUUUACAUGAUGAUAAUUGAAAAAAAAAAAUAGUCAACGGUAAGUGUGUCACUGAGCAUUUUAACCUGUUGUGAGUCAGCUGGCAUGAAUGUGGCACUCCAAACAUACCCACCCAUGUCACCAUACUGUAAGACUUUGAGUAGACUUGAGUACAUAUCAAUCACACCCUAUUACAGACAAUUGAAAUAAGUUGAAUGUAUGCAUAAUGUACUCUAUAGGUUUGAUCUACAGUAAUUCAAAAAUGUUUUUUAUCAGGACAAUAUAAGGUUUUCAUGCAAAGCAGCCUUGAACUGGAUACAGAAAAUGAAUGGAAAUGACUGCUGCAUACAAAAAAAGUUUUCACAUUGCUGGAUAUUAAUUACAAGUGUUGAAAUGUUUGAAUUUAGAUGACAGAUUGAUGCUAAAAUCUGCUUUGAAGAAUGGUCUGUGCUGUGUCGCUUAUAGAAGCAAAAAUGUGCUUGAAUGUUGUGUUUGGCUCGUGCCGUUUGCCUGGAAUGACAGUGGACGCUCACAUCAAGCAUGAAGUGAACUUUUUUCCUUUGCAAACACAAGAAGAUGUUUGUCAUACUCCUCACCUUUGCUGUUAUUUUCAUGCACCCUCCUCUCAGAUAUAAAGAACAUGGUUGCAACAGCUCAUGUAAGCCACUCAUCAGUGAGAAACGAAGGUUUAAGUUUUGGAAUCUCAUGCUGUAUAAGGCAUUGAGGUUCACUAGCAUCACUGCACCACCCUCCCCUGUGUUAGAAAUGCUGGAAGAGUUACGACCAUCUUAUCUAAUCCGUACCUCAGUCCAAGUUCUUUGCAUGCUGGUUCGCUGGCAUUCUCUGUAAAACACACCUGCAGUUUCAUGCUAUAGUUUACAGAUUUUUUUCUGCUGAAUGUGUGUCUGUGGUGAAUUAGGCUUGUUGAUGGAUCGUGUCAGGGUGCAGGCAGUGUAAAUAAGUUGCUUGUGUAUCUCAGAUUUUAUUUCUUGACAAAAUAGGGUUCUUUUUUUUCUUGAGAAAUCCUAGAGCUUGAGAAACUGUAUUAAAUGUAGAUAUGUUGAUAACAUAAAUGCCUGGAUCAGUUUUCAUUUGUCCCCAUUAAACCAUGAACUUUGA